Molecule: messenger RNA, 2600 nt
Organism: Erigeron canadensis
Lineage: Eukaryota; Viridiplantae; Streptophyta; Magnoliopsida; Asterales; Asteraceae
Product: neutral ceramidase 1-like
Exons: 10
Coding region: 173-2464 (763 amino acids)
Biological process (GO): long-chain fatty acid biosynthetic process; sphingosine biosynthetic process; ceramide catabolic process
Cellular component (GO): extracellular region
Molecular function (GO): N-acylsphingosine amidohydrolase activity
Source: RefSeq, a predicted model, not a curated record
UACAUAUAUUUACACCCAUCCCCAUUCCAUAUUUACACACACAUUUUUCACACACAUAGUGUUUUAAUGGAGUUGAUAGACAUUACCCAGAACUGAAUUUGCCAAGAUUUCAGUCAUAAAGGAAAUACAUUGAGAGUCUUAAAUUCUACCGGCCGUAGUUGGUGGGAUUGUCAUGGAGUUCUUGCUUGCUCUUAUCAAGAGACGACAUUCUGUUGCAUGGUUUUGGGUGUUGUUGCUAGUUUUUGCCUAUAACGGGAAAGAGACCAUAUCAGCUUCCAAUUACUUAGUUGGGCUUGGAAGCUAUGACAUCACAGGGCCGGCAUCUGAUGUCAACAUGAUGGGAUAUGCCAACUCAGGUCAGACUGCAUCUGGCAUUCACUUCCGGUUGAGGUCUCGUGCAUUUAUAGUAGCAGAGCCACAAGGAAAUCGUGUGGUGUUUGUAAAUCUGGAUGCUUGCAUGGGUUCACAACUUGUAACAAUUAAAGUCCUCGAGAGGUUGAAGGCAAGGUAUGGAGAUUUAUAUACAGAAAAAAACGUUGCCAUAAGUGGUAUACAUACCCACGCUGGCCCUGGGGGUUACCUACAGUAUGUGGUAUAUAUUGUUACAUCUCUGGGAUUCGUACGGCAAUCAUUUGAUGCAUUAGUCGAUGGCAUUGAGCAAAGCAUUGUGCUUGCUCAUGACAACCUUCGCCCUGGGUCAGUAUAUGUGAGUAAAGGAGAGAUCUUAGACGCUGGUGUUAAUCGCAGUCCUAGCGCUUAUCUUAAUAAUCCCGCAACAGAACGAUCAAAAUACAAGUAUGACGUGGAUAAAGAAAUGACGCUCUUGAAGUUUGUAGAUGAUCAAUGGGGUCCAGUGGGUAGCUUUAACUGGUUUGCUACUCAUGGAACAUCAAUGAGUCGUACAAAUGAGUUGAUCAGUGGGGACAAUAAAGGAACUGCAGCACGCCUCAUGGAGGAUUGGUUUAAUCAGAAAAGUGCUGCAAGAAUUGUUAAUGAAAAUCCACGCAGAGUCUCCAACAUUGUUCAGGGUACUCAAGGAAACCACCAUGAGCUGCUGGAACUUGCUGCUUCUUUCCAGUCUACUUCUGGCAAACAUGUAACCAGAUAUUCGAGCAUAGCAAGACGGGUUAGGAGUGCUCUUAGGUCUGCAGAUAGGCCCAGAUUUGUAUCUGCAUUUUGUCAAUCCAAUUGUGGAGACGUGAGCCCAAAUGUUUUGGGGGCAUUCUGCACAGAUACCGGGCUACCCUGCGACUUUAAUCAUAGUACUUGUGGCGGGAAGAAUGAGUUAUGUUAUGGCCGUGGACCAGGCUACCCGGACGAAUUUGAAAGCACUCGAAUUAUUGGAGAAAGACAAUUCAAAAAAGCUUCUGAACUUUUUAACAGUGCUGCUGAGAAAGUGAACGGCAAGAUUGAUUUUCGUCACACGUAUUUGGACUUCUCACAGCUUGAGGUGACCCUUCUAAAACAAGGAGGAGGAAGUGAGACUGUUAAAACGUGUCCCGCUGCAAUGGGAUUUGCAUUUGCUGCUGGUACAACUGAUGGACCCGGGGCAUUUGACUUUACGCAAGGAGACAACACUGGGAAUCCAUUUUGGAAGCUAGUACGGAACGUGCUCAAAACCCCGGGUAAAGAGCAAAAGGAGUGUCAACAGCCAAAGCCUAUCCUGCUUGAUACCGGGGAAAUGAAGCAACCAUAUGACUGGGCGCCAUCAAUAUUGCCAGUUCAGAUACUAAAGAUAGGUCAGAUAGUGAUUCUCAGUGUACCUGGAGAAUUCACAACUAUGGCUGGGAGGCGUCUACGUGAUGCUGUUAGCGCCGUUUUCAAAGAAAAAGUCCAUGUUGUGAUAGCCGGUCUAACUAAUACGUACUCUCAGUAUAUUACUACCAUUGAGGAGUAUGAGAUGCAAAGAUAUGAGGGAGCUUCAACUCUUUACGGACCACAUACUCUCAGUGCCUACAUACAAGAAUUCACCAAGCUUGCAACAGCCAUUGUCACCGGAAAGCCCGUUGAAGCGGGCCCACAACCACCAGAUCUACUAAACAAGCAGAUAAGCUUGCUACCAGGUGUGGUGGUGGACUCCACCCCACUUGGAGUCAAGUUUGGAGAUGUCAAAACUGACAUCCCCAAAAGUUCCACCUUUAAAAAAGGCGACACAGUGACCGUUGUCUUCUGGUCAGCAUGCCCCAGGAACGAUCUCAUGACUGAAGGUACUUUUGCUCUUGUGGAGUUGCUUCAAGGGCAAGACACAUGGGUCCCAGCAUACGAUGAUGAUGAUAUUUGUCUUCGGUUUAAGUGGUCAAGGCCCUCUAAACUCAGUGCUCAGAGUCAUGCUACUAUUGAAUGGCGAAUUCCACAAUCAACUGUGCCUGGGGUUUAUAGAGUGAGUCAUUUUGGUGCAUCCAAGAAUCUACUUGGAUCAAUUAGUCAUUUUAGUGGCUCAUCGAAUGCUUUUGUUGUCAAAUGAUUUCUGCACGGACUAGUUGAUGAUUAAAAGUUAUUGAAUAAAUUCAUUGUACACGAGAUUAGUAUCAUGUAAUUUAUUGGUUAUACAAUCGCUACACUAAAAUAUAUAGAAAAGAUUUUCCCUUUUUAUAUCCAAA